Fusarium venenatum is the source of this 1032-nucleotide messenger RNA. RefSeq lists its product as uncharacterized. The record is from RefSeq and is a predicted model, not a curated record. Lineage: Eukaryota; Fungi; Ascomycota; Sordariomycetes; Hypocreales; Nectriaceae.
AUGUACGACGUCUCUCGACAACAAACCCUAAGUAUUGUUAGACCCGUCCCAUUCGAUGCAUCAGUAUCACUCUUUCGUAUCCCCAAAGCUACGACUUGGUCCGAAGACUCCAAUCCAGACACCCUCAUUCUGCCAGCCGUUUACGCAAAGAAAGGGAAGCUUCAUAGACUCAGUUUCAAAUAUGGUGUCGAGACAUACCUACAAACCCAGCUAGACGUAUCCAGGCUGAACGAGAUCCAUGACCACCUCUGGAUGGUCGGAAAACCGAUGCCUGGCCGCCCUUUACAUCAACACCUCAUGUACGGUCGGAAGAUUGUGUGCUCAGAGCAGGCCGACCUUCACCUGUUGUGGGAUGACUCUCGGAUUUUUAUCAAGCCAUGCUCAGAUUAUCUGCUGUCGUUUGAAUUUUGGGAGCGUUAUCUGUGCUGUGGCAACGUCAGUCUAUGGGAGACGGCUGCCGGUGUGCUUCAGUCGUAUACGUGGCUGAUCCAGGACAAAUCCGACUGGAAGAUUGCACAAGCAGAGGGCAUCCUUUCUCAAUCCAUCACCUGGGAGCGCUGGACCGCCUUCGUUUCUUCUUUUACCAGUCACUUUGAAGCACUAGGUCUUGAUGUCAACCCACGAUUCAAAUACGGCAAUCUUCGCCUCAACCGGAUUCAAUGGAUAUGGCGUUUUCGAUCCCGUACCGGGGGUGUGCACGCAUUCGUCAAUGGAUAUCUGAACCCAUACUCGAGUUACCGCAAUUUCUUCAACCAGAUGGUUGCGCCAAUUACGGUGGCCACUGUUUAUUUUGCACUCAUCUUAGCCGCAAUGCAGGUCGGACUAGCUACUACGAGGCUACAAGAGAGCGAUGCGUUCCAGGGCGUGUCCAUGUGCUUUACUGUGCUGGCUAUUGUUGGACCUGCCGCGACUGUUGCAGUGUUAGUAGCGGGAGUAAUGGGUUAUGUGUUUAUCUGGAACUUAUGUCAUGCUGUCAGGUUAAGGAGGAUGGAGAGAUUGGAAUCAAAGAUACUAAGGAAGCAACAAGUAUAA